Molecule: messenger RNA, 2715 nt
Organism: Lindgomyces ingoldianus
Lineage: Eukaryota; Fungi; Ascomycota; Dothideomycetes; Pleosporales; Lindgomycetaceae
Product: carnitine acetyl transferas-like protein
Exons: 3
Coding region: 247-2634 (795 amino acids)
Biological process (GO): carnitine metabolic process
Cellular component (GO): mitochondrion
Molecular function (GO): carnitine O-acetyltransferase activity
Source: RefSeq, a predicted model, not a curated record
GCCCUCUGCUGGCGGGGUGUAUCCGCCCUACACUACUUUCCCCAUUCGUCCUGUUUGGUAUAAGAACGCUUCUUCGUUCCCUGUAUGCCUUUGCACUGGUGUACCGGACGCCCACUCGCGCUGCGUACUCCAAUGCCGGCCUACUGUCUCCAGGAUUGUCAUUAUUUUUACCGCAGCGCUUUGCGGUUACUAUCUAUUAGCACCUAUAUCUCGCCUCUCUACGCUUAGCUAAUCCGCUCUCUUAUCAUGGCAGUACGCACCUUUACCCAACCUCGUUCCCUGAACGAAUCUUUGGCAACCGUCAUGUCUGGCACUGAGGUGAACGGCGUGGUUAGGUCGGAGGCUGCAGCCAAGGAGAGUCAACAGUCUUACCCAGCUGAAGCAAAGGACCCUCUCGCUUCACACACGAACCCGCACUCGAAGCCUGGCAUCACCUUCGCGCACCAGGACAGGCUCCCGAAGCUACCUAUACCGGACCUCGACAAGUCAUGCCAGAAGUACCUCUCAGCCUUGAAGCCGCUUCAAAGUCCCAAGGAGCACCACGACACCAUCAUGUCAGUUCAAGAGUUCGUCAAGUCAGAUGGAGCCGUUCUGCAAGAGAAGCUCAAGAAAUAUGCCAAUGGCAGGGCCAACUACAUUGAGCAGUUCUGGUAUGAUUCGUAUCUCAAUUUUGAUAAUCCAGUGGUACUUAAUCUAAAUCCGUUUUUCCUACUGGAGGAUGACCCGACCCCGGCCCGCAACAAUCAAGUCAACCGCGCAGCCUCGUUAGUUGUCUCGGCACUAUCUUUCGUUAGAGCAGUGCGGAGAGAGGAGUUGCCACCUGACACGGUUCGUGGCCAACCCCUUUGCAUGUAUCAGUAUUCAAGGCUGUUCGGUACCGCGCGAAUACCGACCGAAAAUGGAUGCCAAAUUGGCCAGGACCCGACCUCGAAGCAUAUUGUCGUCCUUUGCCAUGGCCAGUUCUAUUGGUUCGACGUCCUAGAUGACAAUUCUGAUCUCAUCAUGACGGAGAAAGAUGUCGCUCUCAAUUUGCAAGUCAUUAUCGAGGAUGCAGCGGAAGUGCCGAUUCAAGAGGCUGCGAAAGGGGCACUAGGUGUCCUAAGUACCGAGAAUAGAAAGGUCUGGUCCGGUCUACGCGAUGUCCUCCAUCGGGAAGAAGGCUCCAAUAACUCCGACUGCUUGAACAUAGUCGAUUCUGCAUUAUUCAUCCUGUGCUUGGACUACACUGAGCCUACGACUGGUGCAGAACUCUGCAUGAACAUGCUCUGCGGGUCAAGCAAGGUGGAGAAAGGCGUUCAAGUCGGCACAUGCACGAACCGCUGGUACGAUAAGUUGCAAAUAAUCGUAUGCAAGAACGGAAGCGCAGGGAUCAACUUUGAGCACACAGGUGUCGAUGGUCAUACUGUCCUUCGGUUCGCUUCAGACGUUUACACGGACACUAUCCUCCGAUUCGCGAGAACUAUUAAUGGAGGCGCACCAAGCCUCUGGGCUUCCACGAGCCCUGACCCAGCGAAGCGAGACCCAGACAGCUUCGGCGAUGUACAGACCACUCCACACAAACUUGAGUGGGAUAUGGUGCCUGAGCUGAGCACUGCCCUGCGAUUUGCUGAGACUCGUUUGGCGGAUUUGAUCCAGCAGAAUGAAUUCGCGACCCUUGAGUUCCCACACUAUGGCAAGAACUUCAUGACAUCGAUGGGUUUCUCUCCAGAUGCUUUUGUACAGAUGGCUUUCCAGGCUGCUUACUACGGCCUCUACGGCAGGAUGGAGUGCAUUUAUGAACCUGCAAUGACGAAAUUUUACUACCAUGGCAGAACGGAGGCGGUUCGAUCAGUUACAGAGGAAUCUGUAGAUUUUGUAAGGACAUUCUGGGGUGAAAAUCCAGCAGCGGCGAAAGUCGAAACACUUCGCAAGGCCUGUACGAAGCACUCUGAGAUCACUAGGGACUGUGCGAAAGCGCAAGGCCCCGACCGACAUCUGUAUGCGUUGUACUGCAUAUGGCAACGGGCGAUUGAUGAAGAGGGCAUGGAGAUGGCUAGCAGCGACGGCUAUGAAUCUACACGACCUUCAAGCCCUGAAGUCUCUGAGAAAGUUAACUCAGUCGUUGGAUCCCCAAACUGCAACUCUGUCAUUUCAGAGAAUGGAUCGUUGUCGAGCUCCCCUCAUUCUCCCGUGCAACACUCAAUGCCCGCUCUUUUCGCAGACUCUGGCUGGGAUAAGCUCAAUACGACCGUCUUGUCAACAUCAAAUUGUGGCAACCCCUCGCUACGACAAUUCGGUUUCGGGCCUACCUCUGGUGACGGUUUCGGAAUUGGAUAUAUCAUCAAGGACGGUAGCAUCUCCAUAUGCGCGUCGUCUAAGCACCGACAAACUUCCCGCUUUAUCGACGCUCUCGAGUCAUACUUCCUCGAAAUUCGAAAACUCCUCCGGCAACUGAAGCGUCGCGGAACAUCUGCCGACAAGACAGCCUCGCGAGCGCGAGAGGCCGAAGACCGACCCAACAAGGCCGGCCGCCUGAAGAGCCGCGGACGAAUUAUUCUCGCGGAUGGAAAGACUCAGACUCCUGCUACAGAAAGCAUUACCGAGUCUGAUGAUGAGGGUCUCGGUGGAUACUUCGCGGAAACACGUUGCUGUUAAACCGCUUCAGCGGAAGUGUACGAAAGCAGUGGUCAGGAGACUUCACCCCCAUGCUUUCUCUUAGAUUUCUUUUUAUUCACG